Trypanosoma cruzi is the source of this 1509-nucleotide messenger RNA. RefSeq names its product protein kinase, putative. NCBI's taxonomy places the organism in Eukaryota, Euglenozoa, Kinetoplastea, Trypanosomatida, Trypanosomatidae. Gene Ontology annotation, cellular component: nucleus. The record is from RefSeq and is a predicted model, not a curated record. Gene Ontology annotation, biological process: protein phosphorylation; mitotic DNA damage checkpoint signaling. The transcript has a single exon. Gene Ontology annotation, molecular function: protein serine/threonine kinase activity; ATP binding. The coding region runs from base 1 to 1509 and encodes 502 amino acids.
AUGUUGUUAGCACACAAACCCAUGCAUGUUCCAGCCACACCUGUUGUGGAAUCUUCUGACAUCCGUGUUUUAUAUGAUGUUGAAAAUGCCACGUUAUUAGGGAAAGGUGGUUUUUCGCAGGUGGUUGCCGUACGACAUCGCCCGACAAAUACCAUGCGGGCUCUUAAAGUUAUUAAAAAAUUGAUGUUAAGAGGAAAGGUAUCGGAAAUGGUGAUACAUGAACAAGAGAUUCUGCGACGUACUUCACAUCCAAAUAUUAUUCAAUUACAUGAAUCUAUCACUACCCCACAUCACAUUUAUUUUUCAUUGGAUUUAAUGGGAGGGGACCUUUUUGAAUUAAUUGUACGUAAUCAUUUUAUACCAGAAGGGGUGGCACGUCAAAUCAUGUAUCAAAUCUUAUGCGGUAUUGAUUAUUUGCAUGGACAAUGUAUUGUACACCGCGAUAUUAAGCCGGAGAAUAUUCUGCUUAAUAUUGUGAAUCCAAUCGGUAACGAGGGUUCUUCGAAAAAAAAAAGUGCUGACUUUACAGAGGAGGAUUGGGAAAAGUCGCUGAAUAUUGAGGUGAAACUUGCGGACUUUGGUCUCGCCAAACUGGUACAAGAGUGGGAUGUGCAGUCAACACCGUGCGGCACAUCUUUCUACAUUGCGCCAGAAGUGAUACGUGGGAUUGAGGCUCAAGGUACGAAACCACUCUGCACCACACAAAAAUUAGUGAAGAGUGUCGACGUGUGGUCUGCUGGGAUUGUACUCUUUGUCAUGCUCUCUGGUCGCCCACCGUUUCACGGGCAAGUGACGACAAGCGAAGAAAGACGCCAUCUCCUGCGGCGCAUUAAUCGCGGAGUGUUGUUUGACCCUAGGCAAGGCUGGGAAGGUGUCAGCGAGGAGGCGAAGGAUUUGAUUGUCCGGAUGCUCGAGCAGGACAGCACAAAGCGGUUAACGGCGAUGCAGGCGCUGCGGCAUCCGUUUUUUACGCUUCACGGCUACACGCCGCCCGUGCCAGGGGGCAUCAAUUCCCCGUUGACCCCAAAAGUGCCGCAGAAAAAGAAAUGGCAACCGCAGAAGCAAGAAGGAGAAAAGGCGGAGGAAGAAUGCAAACAAAAUGCGAUGAAAGGAGAGUUGAGUCAGCAGAUGAGUGAGGAGCAGGCUGAGCAAGGCUGGAAGAGCGCCUCUUUACCAAACCAGACAGUUGUGAAGAAACGUCGGAAGAUAUUUGAUAUAUUUCGUGCCAAAUACUGCGUUGGGUCCCGAAAGGAAAAGGAUGCCGCGAAAGAAGGGCAGAAGCCGCUUUCCCCGGACAUCAUGGAUGAUGAGACAGUGGAGGAGGAGCACAGGCGCGACAUGCAGGCAGAGAUUGAUGCUAUCCAAAAGGACAUUGUAGAGACGGGCGAUAAGGAGGGAGACGAAACAAGUUACAAGCAGACAAUACCGCUGGUACCGGCCUCGCAAGCAACACGCCAGGCAGUGAUGAAUGCGAAGGCAAAAGUGGGUCCAGCCGCCCUUAAAAAAUAA